Molecule: messenger RNA, 968 nt
Organism: Betta splendens (Siamese fighting fish)
Lineage: Eukaryota; Metazoa; Chordata; Actinopteri; Anabantiformes; Osphronemidae
Product: parvalbumin beta-like
Exons: 4
Coding region: 69-296 (75 amino acids)
Cellular component (GO): cytoplasm; nucleus
Molecular function (GO): calcium ion binding
Source: RefSeq, a predicted model, not a curated record
GGCCGUUCCUUUGGUAUAUUUCACAUUCUAACCCACUCCUUCUUGUGUGUGCAUCCAGCAAGACCGCAAUGGCCUUCGCAGGUGCGGUGAAAGAUGUUAAAGCUGCUGCAGCCAAGGUGGAGAGCAAAGGCGCUGAGGAGCUGAAGAAGGCCUUCUCCAUCCUCGACGAGGACAAGAGCGGGUUCAUUGAGGAGGAAGAGUUGAAGCUGUUCCUGAAGGAGUUUGGAACAACUGCCGAGACCACGGUCCAGGCCGGCGACAGCAACGUUGACGGCAAGAUCAGCGCGGACGUGUGACCAAGGAAAUGAGCUCUGAUGGAACAACACAGCCCACGUCCACCGCCCUUUACAUCUGAAAUGUAACUGAUUUUUAUACAUUGGCUUAAGAGACAUGCGACAGCCCCUUUUUGCGUCCUGAGUGGGCGGCCCUUGAGUUUUUCCCCAUCACACGGUGGAUUGAGCCUUUCAACAUUGUUUGGUCUGAUUUAAAGAAAGAAUAAAUAUUUCCCACUUUAUUCUUUGAUUUUGUGUCUUCACAAAAUUCAUACACUAUUUUCAAAUCCUACCAUUUACCUUUUCUUGCAUUAGAAAGAGCCUGAAGGUUGCAAACCACAUUAGCCUAUAAAGGUGGAAGUAGUGACAGGGAUUAAAUAAAUAUCAUACAGUUUGAGUGCGUGGGAAGAGACGUUUCACAAGCCUGCAGCCACUAGAUGGCGCCACCUCAGUUGGGUUUUCAAGUAUCUAAACUUGUCAUUAGUGUUGACAGACGCACCAGCGCCAAGGCGCAAUUUACACCAGCACCUGCCACCAGCAGCAACAACUGUUUAGACAUGUUGAUGGAGGAUGUGCCGUAAACUCCAAACGUUUGUUUCACAUAAAUGAUUUAGUUUCCACGAGCCUUUCUAUUAAAAACAAAAUAUUGUAUUGAGACUGUAUGAACAAAAAUAAAUUCAAAUAUGGUCAAUUAUG